Anolis carolinensis (green anole) is the source of this 2439-nucleotide messenger RNA. Its product is annotated as ovotransferrin. Gene Ontology annotation, cellular component: plasma membrane; extracellular region; recycling endosome. Gene Ontology annotation, biological process: iron ion transport; antibacterial humoral response. The record is from RefSeq and is a predicted model, not a curated record. The coding region runs from base 116 to 2248 and encodes 710 amino acids. The transcript has 17 exons. NCBI's taxonomy places the organism in Eukaryota, Metazoa, Chordata, Lepidosauria, Squamata, Anolidae.
UUGCUCUAUAAAAAGGCAAGGCAGCUGAGUCCAAAACCUCCACAGCCACUUGGGUGCAGUCAAGGAGUGACACCAGGCAACACCUAUCUGGAAAUCUCCAGAGAAGGAAAACACCAUGAAACUUGCCCUCCAAGCCACGCUGUCCUUUGGGCUGCUGGCACUGUGCCUUGCAACAUCCCCAGUAAGAUGGUGUGUAACCUCAGACCCUGAGCAAGCAAAAUGUCGCAGACUGCAUGACUGCUUCAGCGGCCAACAAUCUGAGAACUUGUCGCAAUUAAGCUGUGUGAAGAGGUCUGAUGCCCAUGACUGCAUAAAGGCCAUUGCAAACAAUGAGGCCGACGCCAUCACACUGGAUGGAGGGCAUGUUUUUGAUGCAGGCCUGGCCCCUUACAACCUGAAGCCCAUUGUAUCUGAAGUCUAUCCCACAAGUGGAGGAGAAACUGUUACCAGCUACCGUGCUGUGGCUGUUGUGAAGAAAGGAAUGGUCGAAUCGCUUGCUGAUCUCAGAGGGAAGAAAUCUUGCCACACAGGCUUAGGCCGAUCUGCUGGCUGGAAUAUUCCAAUAGGGUCAAUGGUGGCUAAACAAUACAUAGACUGGAAAGGAGCAGAUACAGAACCAUUAGAAAAAGCUGUGGCCAGAUUUUUCUCAGCUUCCUGUGUUCCUGGUGCCUCUGAACCAAGUCUGUGCCGCUUAUGUGCUGGGGUAGGCAGUGAGAAAUGUUCCAGGAAUGAUCCUUACUCUGGAUAUUCGGGAGCUAUGGAUUGUCUCAAGGAUGGAGUUGGAGAAGUGGCCUUUGUGAAAGAUGCAACAGUAUUAGCUCUCAGUCCAGAAGAGAGGAGCAAGUAUGAGCUGCUCUGUGAUGAUGGCACCAAGAAACCUAUUGAAGAAUAUGAGACCUGUAACCUGGCUAGCGUUCCUGCUCAUGCUGUGGUGGCAAGAAGUGUGGAUGGUCGGGCAGAUGAGAUCUGGACACUCCUUUCUAAUGCCAUGGAACAGUAUUCCAAGCACAAGCAAGACCAGUGCCGGCUGUUUGGUCCCGCUGAGGGUACCCUCAAAGAUCUCUUGUUUAAGGAUUCUGCUGUUGAUCUUCGCCGGGUCCCUGAUCUUAUGGAUACUCAUUUGUUCUUGGGGAACCAGUAUUAUACUUCUUCUCAGAGUCUCAGAAUGGAGAGAGUUGUUCCUGGUCCUGACACAACAAACAGAAUUGUGUGGUGUACUAUAGGCAAGGCUGAGAAGACAAAGUGUGACUUGUGGAGCACAAUAAGCAAUGGUGCCAUUGAGUGUGCUGUGUCAGAUAGUACAGAAGCCUGCAUCAUCAAGAUCCUAAAAGGUGAAGCUGAUGGCAUAAGCUUGGAUGGAGGGCACAUCUACACAGCAGGAAAGUGCGGUUUGGUUCCGGUAUUGGCAGAAGUCUACCCCCCUGACAAUGCUCCUUGUGCACAUCCAGAACUUGACUCAACAGUUAAGGGCUAUACUGCUGUAGCUGUGGCCAAGGCAUCUGAUCCUACAGUCACAUGGAAGACCCUAAAAGGAAAGAAGUCUUGUCACACUGGGGUUGGUAGAACUGCUGGCUGGAAUAUACCCGCAGGCUUGAUUUCCAAGGAAAAUGAUCAGCUUUGUGACUUCAGUAAAUUCUUCAGUGAAGGCUGUGCCCCUGGAUCACCAAUUGACUCUCCACUGUGCAAACUGUGCAGGGGCAGUGGGGGUUCAGGCAGUCUCCCUGACAAACAGAAAUGUAAACCUAACAGCAAUGAGAUUUACUACGGCUAUAAUGGUGCUUUCCGGUGCUUGAUUGAGGUAGGAGAUGUAGCCUUUGUUAAACACACCACAGUUGCUGACAACACAGGAGACAACAAACCGGCUUGGGCCUCUAACAGCAGACCUGAAGAUUUUGUAUUGCUGGCGCUCAAUGGUGACCGUUGUCCAGUUAGUGAUUACCAAAGAUGUGGUCUGGCCACAGUUCCCACUCAUGGAGUAGUAACCCGAGCUGACAAAGCAGAGGUUGUCAGGCGUGUGCUGCUUGUACAACAGGAACGGUAUGGAAACAAUGGAUCUGAGAACGACGUCUUCCAGUUGUUCCAAUCUGAUACCAAAGACAGUUUGUUCAAAGAUGGUACCCUGUGCUUGGCUACUCCCAAAGAAAAGACCUAUGAAGCCUAUCUUGGCCAGCAGUACCUGGAUUCUGUGGAUGGAGUUAAGCAGUGCGCACCUUCAGAACUCCUUAAGGUCUGCCAGUUUCACCAGUAGGAUAUAUUAUGAACUGCAACUCCAAGCAAUUAAGAAGAAAACUUGGGACGUUUCAUUCUUUCUUGUCUGGACUUCUGUCCUAUUUGCUCUUUUCUCCUUAAUAUUGCAACAGAACGUUUGAGCUUCUCUUUGCAUGGCUUUCAACUCUGAUGUCACUAGGGCAAAAUAAAGAAAAGUAACAUUCUCAAUUA